Molecule: messenger RNA, 999 nt
Organism: Symbiodinium necroappetens
Lineage: Eukaryota; Dinophyceae; Suessiales; Symbiodiniaceae
Source: the annotation of a GenBank genome assembly
AUGCCCCUUACCCGGAGAUUCCUGGAAUCUCUUGGGCAUAGCCCCAGAAGUAUGGCAACACAAGCGACGAAGCGAAGCUGGCGCGCAGGACUACGAGCAAUUGCGAUCCUCGUGAUUGCCGGCUUGCAGCUGAGAGGUUUUUGCAUAGGUUGGGCAGACCGAAAGGUUUGGCCCAAGCUCUGCCACCGUGCAGCAAACGAGCCUCGCGAGCUUGUGGAUCUGUACGGAAUGAAGACCCGUGAGCUAAAAGCCUUCUUGAAAAAGAAUGACGUUUUCGUUGAUGACUGCUUUGACAUGGAUUCGCUGAUCCAGCGUGCUUCGGCAACGGAGGAGGACUGGGCACGAAAAGACAAGGAAGAGAGGGUUGCUUCGGCACCAGCUUCCGCCUCCGAAGUCGGCGAUUCCUCCGGUCGUCCGGGAGCCAACGAGGUUGAGAAGGCAUGGAAACGGCUUUGCGAGGCCUGGCCGGGGCAAUCACCUCGAGUAUUGGGGCCCACAGAUGCCGACAAAACUGUCAUUCUUCUACACGGCUUCGGUGACCAAAACUCGCAGUUUCUGGCCGACACCUUUCAGCCACUGCUGAACAUACAAGGUCUUCGCUUGAUUCUGCCACAGGCCCCCGAGGAAAACCUCCAGGGUCAACAACUUCAGUCGUGGUUUUUGCCUAUUAAUGGGCAGUGGAUCAUUGACGACAAGGUUGUCCAACCAGUGGCUGCCUACUUGCACGCGAUGGUUCGGAGGGAGAUUGCCCUCGGGGUGCCGGCUCAUCGAAUUCUCAUUGGCGGCUUUGCACAGGGUGCUGGCUGCGCUCUACGCGCAGCCUUGAGCUUCCCAGAUGCAGCCCUCGGCGGUGCCAUCGUUCUGUCUGGUAUUGCUCCCUCGAAUCAGCGUUUGCCGACGUUGAUCUGCCACGGCAGGAGCGACGAAGUAGUUCCCUUCAGCGAGGGCACCAGGAUGGCGAGUCUGCUGGACGAGCGCACUGGCAACGCGGUGCUCAAG